Molecule: messenger RNA, 1610 nt
Organism: Myripristis murdjan (pinecone soldierfish)
Lineage: Eukaryota; Metazoa; Chordata; Actinopteri; Holocentriformes; Holocentridae
Gene: pdx1
Product: pancreatic and duodenal homeobox 1
Exons: 2
Coding region: 126-887 (253 amino acids)
Biological process (GO): type B pancreatic cell differentiation; regulation of transcription by RNA polymerase II
Cellular component (GO): nucleus
Molecular function (GO): RNA polymerase II cis-regulatory region sequence-specific DNA binding; DNA-binding transcription factor activity, RNA polymerase II-specific
Source: RefSeq, a predicted model, not a curated record
ACACCUGUGGAGCAGCGAGGGCCCGCAGUUACGCCAGAAGCAGGUAGAGCAGAAGGUGCACGCCGUGGCAGGGCGCAGGUACAUGUGUGCGCACACAGCUCCAUAGCCUCGGUUCCUCGGCAGCCAUGAAUCGGGAAGAUCAUUAUUACUCCUCGCAGGUUUUUAAAGACUCCUGUGCCUACCAGAGAUCGCAGGGAGAGGACUACAGCCACAGCCCGCCGCCCUGCCUCUACAUGAGCAGGCAGGUCCACUCUGUCUACACCACGCCGUCUAUGGGAGCCUUGGACCAGGCCAGCCUUACUGACAUUGCCCCCUCGUAUAGUAUACCCAUGCGAGAGGAUCCAGGUGUGCCGCAGCUCCACCACCCUCAGGGGCCCCAGCAGCAGCCUCUCCCACCCACCGGAGGUUACGGAGACACGGGAGAACAGAGCAGAUAUCACCUCCCUUUCCCCUGGAUGAAAACCACCAAAUCCCAUGCACACACCUGGAAGGGGCAAUGGGCAGGGCCGUACGUGAUGGCGGAGAUGGAAGAGAACAAGCGCACGAGGACAGCUUACACUCGCGCGCAGCUGCUGGAGCUCGAGAAGGAGUUCCUGUUCAACCGGUACAUCUCGAGGCCGCGGCGCGUGGAGCUGGCGCUGACCCUCAGCCUCACCGAGCGCCACAUCAAGAUCUGGUUCCAGAACCGGCGCAUGAAGUGGAAGAAGGAGGAGGACCGGAGGAGGGCGCGAGGGGCCGACCCCGACCAGGACUCCUCCAUCACCUCCGGGGACCUGAGGGAGGGUGGCGGCGGCGUCACCUCCACGAACGGACCCCACACCACACCUCCUCUGUCCCCGCUACAUGGCCACACUCUCUCGGGCUCCAGCUCCAGAGAGGCCGCCUAGACCUCCGGGAGGGCAAAGACACCAAGAGGCACUUACUCACAGGACAGGCCAAUAGACUCAUAUGGACCCCUCAAACUUUUUAUACACCAUCUAAGACCCCCUGCAUAUUACACUUAGAUUUGAUUGUGCCCCAGAGACCUAUCUGAGAAGAUUCAGGCUUUGUUUUUAGGUUGCCUGUCUGUGUCUAGAGUUAUAUCGCACCAGUAUAAUGGCAACAGCGAGGAGAAUGAAACCUAAAAUAAUCCAAUCAUUUUCAGUGCUAAUUUUCAGAGGGUGAAUUAGACCUAAUAUAUAGCCUACUGAAAGGAAACCCCUCCCUAUUUUGCUGGGGGGCCCUGUUGCUCCCACAAGGACCCCUGGUGGACCCCACACCCCAACUUUGGGAGCUACUAACUGAGGGGGCAUUACUGGUCUGUGAUCUAACCUCGCCAUGGGCUCUGUUGGGGGGCAUACAACCACAUGACAAUGAUGUGAACAUUACCAAACCAUGCAAGGACCACCGCUGUGUUUUGUCACACAGGAGGCAGUAUAGUCUACUCAGUUGCACAAACUGGGCUAAUCUAAACUUGAUUUGCCUUCAGUGGGCCAGGCCUUUGCGCUAUUUCUGACAUCUGAGAAAUGAAUGGCAGUACAAUCAAGUUUAGUUUAUGAAUGUAUAUAGUGUAUGUCAAGAAUAAAGAAGCCUAUAUAGGCCAUACAUUAAAUCACCGAUCCUUGUUAUUA